Molecule: messenger RNA, 1211 nt
Organism: Oxyura jamaicensis (ruddy duck)
Lineage: Eukaryota; Metazoa; Chordata; Aves; Anseriformes; Anatidae
Gene: SARAF
Product: store-operated calcium entry associated regulatory factor
Exons: 6
Coding region: 57-962 (301 amino acids)
Biological process (GO): regulation of store-operated calcium entry
Cellular component (GO): endoplasmic reticulum membrane
Source: RefSeq, a predicted model, not a curated record
CGGCCAAUCAGCAGCGCUGCGCGGACCCGGAAGAGCUCAGUUAGCGGGGAGCCACUAUGGCGGCUGGUGCUGCUGGGACCGCGCUCGUCCUGUUCAUCCUCAGCGCUGCCGCCGGCCCCGCCCGGGGCUGGGCCCAGCCGGGCAGGGUUCUGCUGAGGGAGGUGCAGGCGCUCACUCUGCACCGGGGUCAGUACACCACGUCCCGGCGCACGGCAGCCGUCCCGCAGUUGCAAUGCACCGGAGGCAGCGCUGGGUGCUCCCGCGUCCCUGAGGUUGUGCAGUGUUACAACAAAGGCUGGGAUGGGUACGACGUGCAAUGGCAGUGCAAAGCAGACUUGGAGAACUCCUAUCGUUUUGGACAAAUUGAAGUGAGCUGUGAAGGCUAUGAUUAUCCAGAUGAUCCUUACAUCUUAAGAGGAUCCUGUAGUUUGCUGUUCAGGUUAGAGCUGACUGAGGAAGCUGAAAGGAAAGUGAAGAACUCUGAAAGCUUCGGUUCUGGCUUUUAUCAGUCAAGGAAGGAUUCUUCUGAUUCUGGUGCUGGAGCAAUUGUUAUAAUUGUUAUUCUGGUUCUUGCUUUUGGAAUAUACAAGCUUUUCCUCAGUAACCAGCAGCCUCAGCAGACAUUUGGUGACGGUGAUGGAUUCGCUCGUCCGUCCUGGCAGAAUCAUCAGGCACCUCCUCCUCCUGGUUUUAAGCCCAGCUUCACAGGAGGUGACAGAUCUGGGACUUGGUCCAGUCAUGAAAACAAUUCAGGACCAGGAUUUUGGACUGGAUUAGGAGCAGGAGGCUUGCUAGGCUACUUGGCUGGCAGUCACAGCAGAGCACAGUCACGAUCACAUUGCAGUAUGUGGACAGAUCCCUCAGCUGCACCUCCCAUGUAUGGGCAGUCAAGCAAUUCUACACAAGGUAGCAGUACAGGAACAAGAACUGCUUCUGGCUUUGGGAGUACAAAACGAAGAUGAAAUCCUUGACAUUGCUACAUCUAAGUUAUUGAACUAAAUUGUCUUCCUCUGUACUAGCCCCUUUUUAAUAGCAGUAGGCUUCAGUUUGGAGAGAGGUCUAAAGAACUAGACAACGAAUCCAUCUUUCCCAUGUGGAAAUGUGGACCUUCACUCUGGUUUAGGGUAUUGCAGGUGCUGGAACAUCCACUGUUUCACCACAAUGGCUUUUUCUCAUAAGAUACAAAUUAAACUCAUCCAUGUUGAGAAGAA